Molecule: messenger RNA, 1536 nt
Organism: Athalia rosae (coleseed sawfly)
Lineage: Eukaryota; Metazoa; Arthropoda; Insecta; Hymenoptera; Athaliidae
Product: larval cuticle protein LCP-17-like
Exons: 2
Coding region: 1059-1442 (127 amino acids)
Source: RefSeq, a predicted model, not a curated record
GUCGGAGCUAGUGAAUGAGCUAUGAAAUACUAUGAGAACCGUUAUCCAAGAUCCGUUAAGGCGGUCGCCCCGAAUCCCAAUGGACAGGUUGAUCGACGCUUUUGGAGCACAUAGUAGCCACGCGCCGUACGUCAAGGUCUUUAUUUCAAUGGCAGAAACUGGACGGAAAAUCGAAUUCGACCUACGAGGGUCAAAUCUCAAGGGUGAUCGUUGACGAACGACUGUGACAAUCGACCGGAUUCGUCGCGUCUGGAAAGACAUUAAUUGCGUGAGGCGAAGGCGGUGCGACGACCGCAUUUGGUGGCGUGAUUUUUCAAAUCUUCCGGAAAGCACGGAUGACGCGCGAGCUUGCCAAAUCGAUCGUCGUCGACAGCUCGAAACGUGUACCGCCGUUCGGCUAAUUGAUGAAUAAAUCAUUCUCUUCCGCAAUUCCAAAUCAGAUAUCAGAUCUAAUAGCAUUUCAUCCGCUAAAACUGGUUCUGUGAAUUAGCUUCCGUUUAGCAUACCAGCUCGCGCGACUACUUCGAUACCGAACCACCGAUGUUCGAAGAAAAAAAUGUAUUAUUACAUACGAGGAUCGGACAUUUAGCAUAAAACUUUCUUCCGAUUGAUUUCAACCGAUUAUUCAACCGGAGGCACCCUCCGCGCGCUUGGAUUCGAUAAUCUGUAAUUUGUAUUCGGACGACCAGUCGCACUAUUUCCGAUUCGCGUACAUCCGGUUUUCGGUGGAGUCAAAAAAUUUACGACGGAUUUUGCCCCGGGGGGGUUUCGCGGCUGCCACUGCGCCGAUAUUCGAAAUAUAUGGCGAAUCAUGAAUGGAAUGGGAACUCUUUUGGUGAACGGUUUACGCAACGGAUGAUAUAGAAAGGAUCCGCGCUUGCAUAUUUGAUCGAAAUUUCUUCGGCGCGACAGUAAGGAGGUAGUUUAUGAUUCCGGAAAUAUUUCCUGGUAUAAAAAGCACUUCCGAUUGAAAAUUUUCUUCAGACGUUACUCGGCAACAGACCCAGCGACCUCGUCAUCAUGAACUCGAUUAUCCGAUCUUUCAGAUACUUCAGGCGAUGCUGUUCGGAGUUGUGAUCGCCGCUGGAAGCGACAAAGAUGCACCGAUCGAGAAACAGAUCAUAGAAGUCGGUUCCGACGGUACCUUCGAGAAUAUCUGGUCCGGCAACGGAAUAUCCCUCCAAGAAGUGGGAUCCUCUAGAACCGGCGCUAACGGCGAACCCGUACAGGUCAUCCAGGGAGCUUAUUCUUACACCGCUCCCAACGGCGAGGUCAUCAAAACGACAUAUAUAUCCGACGAACACGGUACCGUGGUUAGAGGUGCUCACCUGCCGACCCCACCCACGCCACAGGAACUUCCCGAGUGGCUUGUAAAGUCGCUUGAAUGGGCGCGCGCUCAUCCCUACGACGAGGCUGCCUUGCUAAAGAAAACCUGGGAUUGAACGAAUCCCAUUCCCUGUAGAAAUUAGUUGCUAAUUGUUGACUUGUUCGAUAGAAUAAAUUUCAUUAUUUAUUGUGGCUGUUUCCUUAAUUAAA